AUGAAAUUGGCUGAUCGUAAAAAGUUAUCUGUUCAUUUGGAUAUGUCUGGUCUCAAGUAAAUUGUAUCAAGUGCUUAUCCUCUUUCGACAAAACGCUAAAUUGAAACAAGUCCAAUUAGUCCCAAUACUUCACGAUUGUUUUCUGAAAAGAAAUUAAAGGUUUUUUAGCCUCUUCAUUCAAGUAAGAGUAGAAAUAUCAAUACAAUAUAAAAUAUCAUUUCCAAUUUCAAAAGUAAAGUAACUCGAGAAAAAGAGAAUAAGUCUAUUUCAAUUAUGUCCUAAUUCCCUCUUUCAGUAGAUUAAUUUAUUAAGUUGUAUAAUGUUACCCAGACUGAAAUCCAAGAAUUAUCUGAAUUAAAAUAAGUAUUUUAUUACAAGGAGACUUUAAUUUAAGAUGAUGGAACAAAUGGACAAUAUUUAUGUAAUGCAUAAGAUCAUAUCAGAUAUCAAUAUGAAAUAACCAGUCUUAUUGGAUAAGGUAGUUUUGGUUAAGUGUUUUAAGUUUUUGAUCAUAAAACUAAGAGAACUCUUGCUCUUAAAAUAAUCAGAAACUAAGAAAAACUAAAAAAGUAGGCUUAAAUUGAAGCAAAUCUAUUACGAAUAAUAAGAGAAAAAGAUUCAUUAAGUUAAUCUAACAUAGUGAGAAUAGAAGAUUAAUUCGUAUUUCGUGGUCAUCAUUGUAUAGUUUUAGAGAAGUUGGAGAAAAACUUCUUUGAACUCUUGAAAUAAUAGAAAUUUAGAGGAUUUGACUAUUCAUCUCUUAGAUAGUUUGCAUUAUAAAUCUUAGUUGCUUUAAAUUAUCUAUAAAAACUAAAUAUCAUUCAUUGUGAUUUGAAACCUGAAAAUGUGAUGAUCCAAGACAUGAAAUAAAAAAUAAUCAAAUUAGUUGAUUUUGGUUCAGGUUGCAUAGAUGGAAAUCAAAUGUAUACUUACAUCCAAAGCAGAUAUUAUAGAGCACCGGAAGUUCUAUUUGGAUUAAAAUAUGGAAUGGAAAUUGAUAUGUGGAGCUUCGGUUGCUUAAUUGCUGAAAUGCAUUCAGGAUAACCAAUAUUUCCUGGAGAAAACGAAGUUGAAUAGUUUCAUCUAAUUAUGGAACUAAUAGGUGAGCCUACAAUUGAAUUUGCAUUAAAAUGUCCAAGAAAAAAACAUUUUUUUGAUGAGAAUGGACAUCCUAAGAAAACUAUUAAACACUAUAGAAAUCCAAGAUCUGUCAAAUUACAUGAUUUAUUAAAAACUACAGAUGGCGACUUUGUGGAUUUUUUAUAUAAAUGCUUUACUUGGGAUGCCUCAUCUCGAAUGAAACCUUAAUAAGCAUUAGGUCAUCCCUGGUUACAAGGAGUAGUGCUCAACAAAAGUUCUAAUUUCCCAGAUUAUACUUUCAUUAAGAACUCAAAGACCUAAUCUAAUUUGCUUUUAAGGGAGUUUGAGAAAAAAGUACCCAAAGAAAACAUUUUCCUUAAACUGGAAUAGACAAGAACGCUUAUAGCAAACAAUUUUAUGGAGUAUAAACCUAGUAUGAUUUAAGAAAUUUAUAGUAGAUCCGAAUUAAAAAUAGAGUAAUGA
Paramecium tetraurelia is the source of this 1563-nucleotide messenger RNA. RefSeq lists its product as uncharacterized. The record is from RefSeq and is a predicted model, not a curated record. Gene Ontology annotation, molecular function: ATP binding; protein serine/threonine kinase activity. Lineage: Eukaryota; Ciliophora; Oligohymenophorea; Peniculida; Parameciidae. The transcript is spliced from 2 exons. Gene Ontology annotation, biological process: peptidyl-threonine phosphorylation; peptidyl-serine phosphorylation.